CUGACAGGUUGGGGCCAGUGGUCUUCCUCAGAGUUGAGGGUUUGAGAGCACCAGAACACUCACACACUGGUUGGUGAAGAGUCCUUGUGAGUUAGGAGGCUAUUUUUAACCUGUGAAUCAUCCAUCCUCAUCCUCAACACUCUCAUCAUUAUAGUCUAACACAAAAAGGGAUUAUGUUCAACUAGCUUGUGCCAUUGAAUUGUCAGCCCUUUACAUACAACAAGAAUAGAAGAUAACAUCUAGUCAGAGUGGAUUCAAGGUCACCUAAAUAUGGAAACGAGAGGACCUUUCCAUGGCCUAUUCAUUCUUGUGUUUUUAAUCGCACAAAGCCAUGCUCAGACGUACUCGGUGGUGGCACCUAAUGUGGUCCGGCCCAAUUCGGACUUUUUCGUGGCUGUGUCGGUUCACGACACCACCACCGAUCAAGAUGUUGAGCUCCGGAUCCGAGGCACUUCUGAUACGGGCCAAACCAUCGAGAUUCGGCAAGAGGCUCGCGUUCAGCCCGACCAAACCCAAAUUGUGAGACUCCGCAUUGGUGAUUUGGGAAGUGGAACCUACACUCUGUCAGCCAAAGGCAACAAUCCAAUUGUGUUUGAUCAGACCCAAGAUUUGACUUACGUGCACAAAGGCUACUCUGUUUUUAUUCAAACAGAUAAGGCAAUCUAUCGACCUGGAAAUGUGGUCAAAUUCCGGGCCAUCGUCGUCACUCCUGAAUUAAAACCCAGCGUUGUAGGAUCAAUUGAUGUCAAGAUGCAAGACGGUAGUGGGAAUUUGAUCAAAAAUUGGAACCGCGUUUUUACCACGAAAGGCGUGUUUGCCGGCGAAAUUCAACUCGCGGAUUCAGUGGUCAUGGGCGACUGGAAUAUCACGGUGGACGUGAACGGUCAGAUGUUCUCGAAGAACUUCUUGGUGGCCGAAUAUGUUCUUCCAAAAUUUGGGGUAGACAUCGAGUUACCUGAUUUUGGAACCUUUUCCGGAGGAGAGACGACUGCUACUAUCAAAGCAAACUAUCACCACGGUGGAGCUGUCAAAGGCGAAGCCACCAUUGCCAUCUUUCCCAAAUACAAGUCUUCCUACCUCCAACCUGUCUUCUCGGAACCCAUUCGCAGAAUCAUUGACAUCAAUGGACAGGUGGACCUGACCUUAGAUCUGGCCAAAGAGCUCAAGUUGAAAGACGAUUUUGCCCGCGAGAUUGUCUUUAGCGUUCAAGUGAAAGAAGAUUUGACUGAGCGCGUGCAAAAUAAUACGGCGUCCAUGUUCUUAUACAAACACGCUUACAAAAUGGAGCUUAUUCGCACCGCAGAUGCCUUCAAACCCGGAAUGCUUUACUCCGCUUUCCUGAAAGUAGCCUACCAGGACAACACGCCAGUGGCUGACGACCUCAACCAGAUUGCAAUCAAAUGGGGCUAUGGAACCGAUGUAGAAAAGUACAAUUCCACUGAGAUCACUAUUCCAGAAGAUGGCAUUGUCGAGUUGCAAUUUGAUGCCCCAAAGAACACUCGUGCUCAAGCUCUUGGAAUCGAGGCCACUUACAAGGAGUUGGUUCAAUGGUUUUCCACUGUGCCGAGAGCAACAUCCUCUUCCGAUAAUUAUAUUCAAGCCCGAUUGAGAACUCUUAACCCGACAGUUGGAGAGAAUGUCCGUAUUGGUAUAUCCUCCACCGAGGGCCUGCAGUCCUUCACGUACCACAUAUUCAGUCGGGGAAAACUGGUCUUUGCCGAGACCAGUCGGGCCAACAAUCAAGACUACAACGAAAUCAACAUCGUGGCCAACAGUGAUAUGUCACCACGAUGUCGCGUUGUGGUCUAUUAUAUGCGCCCUGAUAAAGAAAUUGUGGCCGACUCUUUAGAAUUCGAAAUCACAGGAGCCUUAGCCAAUGAGGUCGAGGUUUGGGCCAGUAGAAAGAGUGCUUUGCCCAAUAGUGACGUGACCGUUAACGUUAAAUCAAAGCCGAACUCGUUCGUUGGUAUCAUGGCCGUUGACAAAAGUGUUCGAGCUCUGAAAGCCGGACACGAUAUCAUUCACUCGGACGUCAUUAGUGAACUCCGCAGUUACGACUCGGGUAAGGUUCCGGCAUUUUUCCCCUGGUUUCAAGUGAUUUCCCCGAAAGAGGGUUCGCUGUAUUGGUACACAGGAAGCCGAGGAAGUCAAAAUGUGUUCAAGCAAUCAGGCACCGUGAUUUUAACCAACGGUGUCCUUCAAAGGGGUUCAAAACCAAACGUUGGCGGUUUUGAUGACCGACGUAGUGAAAAUCGUCAAUCUGGACGGCCUCUGCCUCCGCCAGAUGUGGAUACACUUCAAGCCGAUCAAGGCCCAGCCCUGGAAUACGAAACGGUCACUCGGCCACCAUUGGCUGGGCCAUAUGCCUUCUCCAGACUACCCCGACCCGUUGACAAUCUUCCAAAGGUGUACCUGAGAAACGACCUCCCCACGACGUGGUUGUUUGCUAACGCCACUACCGAUUUAGAUGGACAAGCAUCCUUAUCUGUACAAACACCAGAUAUUGCCAACACCUCAUGGGUGAUCUCAGCCUUUUCCUUGGAUUCCCUCUACGGCAUGGGGAUAUCGGAGACACCCCACGCCCUGGAGGUGUUGCAACCCUUUAUUGUCAAAGUUGAUCUGCCCCAUUCCGUCAAACGGGGAGAGACUGUGGCCGUCCAAAUGAUUGUUUACAAUUACUUGAAGCGGGAAAUCACCGCGGAAGUCACGUUAGAGAAUCCCGGGGGGAAGAGCUUCCUGUUUGGUUCGAAGAAUCCCAAUAGCGUUGACGACAAAGAACCAGACGUGGAACUUUUCAGAACGAAGCGAGUGCCGGUGAAUCCUGGACGAGGAACCCUCUUGACAUUCAUCAUUACGCCCAUCGAGGUGGGCAUCACGGAGAUGAAGAUUACGGCUAAAAGCGCUGCUGGGAAUGAUGUUCAGGUAAAGAAGCUCUUAGUGGAAGCAGAAGGUGUGCCCGUUCAUAAUAACACGGCUUUUCUUCUGGAUUUGAGAAAAACCAGGGCCAUGGAAUUUAAUGUCACGCUCGAUGUCCCUGAAUUUGCAGUCCCGGGAUCGGAGCGAGUUUACAUCUCGGCUGUAAAUGAUCCCAUUGGACCCACCAUCAAUAACCUGAAAGACCUUUUGUACUAUCCAUUGGGUUGUGGCGAACAAAAUAUGCUGAAAAUGAUCCCGGCCCUCAUCGCCAUGCAAUACUUGCAAUCGAUUGGGAAGGCUGGAACCAGCAGCUUGCAACAAACGGCCAAUUAUCUCCUCGAGGAUGGUUAUCAACGUCAGCUUGUGUUCAAAUUAGAGGAUGGCUCAUUCUCGUCCUUCGGCAGUACCGAUCGUCGGGGAUCCAUUUGGGUAACGUCGCUCGUGGCCAGAUACUUUGAACAGGCCUCCCCAUACGUGGACAUUGACAGUGAAGUGGUUACAAGAACUUUGGAAUGGCUAACCGAACAACAGCAACCCACGGGAGCCUUCGCCGAGACGGGUGAAAAUUACAAUCAUCGCCUACAAGAAGAUGACAAGGCCUUAACUGCCUUUGUGUCGCUUGCCUUUAUGGACAAUGCUUUUAACCUGGAUGCCUCUUUGCAAAACAGCAUGAAUAGAGCCAUCAGCUUCUUAGCCGAGACUUGGUCCGACCUUGAGGACCCUUACAUCUUGUCGAUUGUGGCGUAUGUUUUGGAACGUGGAAAUCACCCUCAAAAAGACAACAUUUUCGUCAAGCUCGAAUCCAAGUCCAAGGUAAAAGACAACAAGAAAUGGUGGGAGAUCGACUUAGAAGGAUUUGAAAAAGCCAACCCAUGGACUCUGAAUCCGAAUUCGGCUAACAUCGAGAUGACCUCUUAUGGGUUACUCACUUUGCUGCAUAAGGACCAAUUCGAUGAAAGCAUCCCCGUGGCCAAUUGGCUUCUGUCACAGCAGAAUGAAAAUGGAGGGUUUGCUUCCACCACGGAUUCGUUCGUGGCCAUUCAUGCUCUGCUAGAGUUCAACAAGAAAAUGAACUCCGUGCUCACCACCACCAAAGUGGACGUGCAAUACUCGUAUUUAAAUACGGUCCGUCGAAUCGAGCUAGACACGGAAACCUCGACCGUGAUGCAAAAGCGAAUCCUCCCGCAAACCACCCGUGAGAUUCAACUCAGAAUCACGGGUAUUGGCAUGGCCGUUGUGCAAGUUGGCUUUCAAUACAAUCUGAAUGUAACCGCGGCCUGGCCCAGCUUCGUGGUCAAUCCCCAAGUGUUUAAGCCCUCAACCGCCAAUCAUAUGCAGUUAACCGUGUGUGCCAACUACAUCGAGGGGGGUGAUAGCCGUUCUUCGAAUAUGGCCGUUAUGGAGGUGUCCCUACCCAGUGGGUUCACAGCAAAUAUGGAUGCCUUACCGGCCUUGAGGCGAUUUAAGGGAGUCAAACGAGUGGACACCGAGCGUUCAGAGACCAAAGUUGUGCUUUACUUUGAGCAACUGACCCGGUCCGAGGUAUGUCCGACCAUCUCAGCCUAUCGCACUCAUCGGGUUGCCAACCAGAAGCCUUCCUCUGUCCUUGUGUAUGAUUACUAUGACCAAUCUCGAGUUGCCAGAUCGUUUUACGACAGUGUUCCAGCUACCCUUUGCGACAUUUGCCAAGGCGAAGAUUGUCCUGAUGAUGGUUGUCCCACUCGUCCUUCAUUCCCUACUUACAACAAUUAUUUCCAUAACGCUAUUGACAAUGUGGACACAUACUCGGGUGUGUGUGCCCUGUCCUCUUUGUCACUUACCUUGCACUCUUUUGUCAUGAUGAAUGUUCUCGCUUGGGUCAUCGCUCUCCAUUUGGUCCAUCCCUAGUCGGUGUGUUGGCACCACCAUCUUUUGUUCCGAUUCUUCAGCGCCGCCACUUUCAGGAUCCACGAUCAAGGAGGAGAACUUCGUGGGGUGGGGCGGGGGAAUUGGUGCAUGCUCCUUGUGGAUGAACGAAACUGUUGGGGAGAAGUGAUACCCUCCACCAUUGACAUUGAAAAUGACUCACCAUGCUACUCUCCUACUUAGGCUGUGUUAACAUAAAUAUUGUAGGUCAACGAAUAAUCACCGCACCAUUCCAAUAAUCCUGUCUUCUAAGAUCAAACGAAAAAAAAUACAACCACAAACAUCGCAAAUGAAUUACUGAAUUCGCUUGUGUUGCCAAUUAAA
This is a messenger RNA of Tigriopus californicus, 5145 nucleotides long. RefSeq names its product thioester-containing protein 1 allele R1-like. Bases 271 to 4803 code for a protein of 1510 amino acids. The transcript has a single exon. Gene Ontology annotation, cellular component: extracellular region. The record is from RefSeq and is a predicted model, not a curated record. Gene Ontology annotation, molecular function: endopeptidase inhibitor activity. NCBI's taxonomy places the organism in Eukaryota, Metazoa, Arthropoda, Copepoda, Harpacticoida, Harpacticidae.